Molecule: messenger RNA, 1350 nt
Organism: Gossypium raimondii (Peruvian cotton)
Lineage: Eukaryota; Viridiplantae; Streptophyta; Magnoliopsida; Malvales; Malvaceae
Product: flavanone 3-dioxygenase 2
Exons: 3
Coding region: 94-1140 (348 amino acids)
Molecular function (GO): dioxygenase activity
Source: RefSeq, a predicted model, not a curated record
UUUCUAAAGAAAAUUUCUUUGGAAUCCAAUGGUUAUAAAGCUUGCUAAGCUACAUUGUCAACUAUCUACCUACUGCACUGAUAAAGGAUCGCCAUGGGAGGAAUCGAUCAAGCUUUUGUUCAAGAACCAGAACAAAGGCCAAAACCAAGUACAAUCGAAGUCGAUGGAAUCCCAGUGAUCGACAUGUCGGUUUCCGGCACCGGAGGAAUCGAAAAACUGGCUUCGGAGAUCGGUAAUGCGUGCCGGAAAUGGGGUUUCUUUCAAGUGAUCAACCAUGGGGUGCCUUUGGAAUUACGCCAAAGAGUCGAGAAGGUGGCUAAAGCGUUCUUCGAUCUUCCCAUAGAGGAAAAAAGGAAAGCUAAGCGAGAUGACUUGAAUUUUACGGGUUACCAUGAUGAAGAACAUACUAAGAAUGUUAGAGACUGGAAAGAGGUUUUUGAUAUGUUAAUUGAAGACCCAACAUUUCUCCCAGCUUCGCCGGAUCCCGAUGAUGAGGAAAUAAGGACGUACAGUAACAAAUGGCCUGAGAAUCCCCCUGAGUUUAGGGAGACAUGCCAGGAGUACUGUAGAGAGGUGGAGAAACUGGCUUUCAAAUUGCUGGAACUCAUAUCUUUAAGCUUAGGUUUGCCUGCUAACCGGUUGAGUGAUUUCUUUAAACACCAAACUGGUAUGUUGAGGCUGAAUUACUAUCCUCCUUGCCCUUCACCCGAGCUAGCACUUGGCGUCGGUAGGCAUAGGGAUGGUGGUGCCUUAACUGUUCUUGCUCAGGACGAUGUCGGUGGAUUACAAAUUAGGAGGCAAUCAGAUGGGGAGUGGAUUCCUAUCAAACCAAUCCCAAAUGCCUACAUCAUUAAUAUUGCUGAUGCUCUUCAGGUCUGGAGCAAUGAUCUUUAUGUGAGUGCGGAGCACAGAGUUGUGGUGAAUUCCGAACAGGAAAGAUUUUCGAUUCCGUUAUUCUUCUUCCCUUCCCACUAUGUCAAAGUGGAGCCUCUAGAGGAGCUAGUGAAUGAGCAAAACCCAGCGAAGUAUAAAGAAUAUAGCUGGGGAAAGUAUUACAUUAAUCGAACCGGCAGCAACUACAAGAAACUCGAGGCUGAAAACCUUCAAAUCGACCAUUUCAAGACGCCAGAAUCCAAAUAAUUGCUGCACUCUAUCAUCUCUGAUUCUAAACCAUUACCCGUUUUUUAGUUUCAGCUUCAAGUUCUCAUCAUAUGAUAUAAUGAACAUAGUUUGUAUCAUAUAGAAAAAUAUGCUUUUAGUAUGUUUCGGCUACGUGAUUAUAUGCUUUUAGUAUGUUUAGGCUACGUGAUUAUAUGUAAGAUUUUAAGUUGAAUAAAAAGAUUGUUUUCA